GUGUUUUGUUUGCUAAUUACUGAUCUUCUGCCGGCUUUGAGACGUCGACCAGUGAUUCUCGUGAACGGUAUGACCAGUCGAGUGGAUCAUUAUGCUGACAUUCGGGAUUAUCUCAAGCAACGAGGAUAUCGCGACGAAGAACUUUAUGGUACAACUUUUGGCAGUGCCGGUAAUGUGAGCAUGUUUUCGGUCACAAUGGAGUGCGAUUUCUCCAGAAGAAUUCGCGAACUUAUUGUUGCAGUGAACUCAUUCACCAACUCAAAAGUGGAUAUUUUGGCGUUCUCAAUGGGAUCACCUGUUGCACGAAAGGCCAUUUUGGGAGGGAUUUGUGUGGAUACUGGCGAAGAACUUGGCGCUCCGCUGACGUCUCAUGUGGACACAUUCGUCAGUGUUGCUGGACCAAACCAUGGCUCAUUUCUAUGCGUCUUCUCGUUUAUCCGAUCGUGCAACGCUCUCAAUGGACUGAUUUGUUCGUCGACGUAUUUGGCUGAUAUCAAUUCAGUGAAACGGUACGAAGGAUCGCGUAUAUUCACCAUAUAUUCCAAGGAUGAUGAGUUUGCUGGGUACGAGGUUUGCGGGCGAUUGACAACCCCAAUCGACGGACAAGAUCAGGGUUAUGAGGUUGGUGAGAUUUUGGUACAAGUGGAAAAAUAUUGGGCUCAACGAUGA
Molecule: messenger RNA, 669 nt
Organism: Anisakis simplex (herring worm)
Lineage: Eukaryota; Metazoa; Nematoda; Chromadorea; Rhabditida; Anisakidae
Source: the annotation of a GenBank genome assembly